Meloidogyne enterolobii is the source of this 519-nucleotide messenger RNA. The record is from the annotation of a GenBank genome assembly. NCBI's taxonomy places the organism in Eukaryota, Metazoa, Nematoda, Chromadorea, Rhabditida, Meloidogynidae.
UUGGAAUGGGUGUCCGAGAAAAAAUUGAUUAUAAAAAAGAUGGCUAGUUUUUAGAGCAUUUCUUUCAUUCUCUCUUUGGCCAAUGGCUAGCUUAGCUAGGAGAGAAGAUAUAAUGCUUAUAAAUAAAAAGUACCCAAAUGGCCUUUUUCCUCCUCUUCUUUUUUGCCUGAUUUCCCCCUCCAAAUACUUUACUCGGCACUACCACCGACUUGUUUUGGGUUUAAAAGGAUGGCGUCGACCGUUGAAUGGCGGACGUCGGGCACAAAAAAAGGAAAGGGGUUUAAGUCUAGUAGAUGCUUCUUUCUUUUAGUUAUAUCCGCCCCCUCCCUCCACCCGCUGUUCGCUUUCUUUUCGAACCUUUUCAUCCCCAAUUACAACCGGCAGCCGGCCGUUGCCUAUACUUUGCCGACCAUUCGAAGAUUUUCUUCUCAUCUGUCCAUUUCUUUCCUUUUUUCACUCAUUCAAUGUGGCGGCUAUUUCAUGGCCGUCCAGCGUCUCUCCGUGUUAGUGCCCGCCUAA